Messenger RNA from Lutzomyia longipalpis, 1703 nucleotides. Its product is annotated as voltage-dependent anion-selective channel-like. The record is from RefSeq and is a predicted model, not a curated record. Bases 119 to 967 code for a protein of 282 amino acids. Gene Ontology annotation, biological process: monoatomic anion transmembrane transport. Lineage: Eukaryota; Metazoa; Arthropoda; Insecta; Diptera; Psychodidae. Gene Ontology annotation, cellular component: mitochondrial outer membrane. The transcript has 4 exons. Gene Ontology annotation, molecular function: voltage-gated monoatomic anion channel activity.
GUGAGAGCCACCUCGCGGAUUCAGCGAAAAACCACAGUCGUCGCUCUGUCGGUGAGAUUUGGAAGUUAGUGUUGCUCGUGAUUGCGUGUGAAAAGUUCCAGAAAAAGGACGAAAAAAGAUGGCACCCCCACAAUAUUCGGAUUUGGGAAAGCAGGCUCGCGAUAUCUUCAACAAAGGCUACCACUUUGGUCUGUGGAAGCUCGAUGUGAAGACAAAGACUAAUUCCGGUGUGGAAUUCUCCACGAGCGGUAACUCCAAUCAGGAUUCCGGCAAGGUGUUCGCCUCGUUGGAGACCAAGUACAAGCUUAAGGAGUACGGGUUGACAUUCACGGAGAACUGGAAUACGGACAAUACGCUCCUUACGGAGGUUACGUUGCAGGAUAAGCUGCUUGAGGGGUUGAAAUUGACGCUGGAUUGCUCCUUUGCACCCCAAUCUGGCAAUAAGACGGCACGCGUGAAGGCGGCCUACUGUCACGACUACGUCCAUCUCAAUUCGGACGUGAAUGUUGACCUCGCGGGUCCACUUGUCAAUGCUGCCCUUGUCUUUGGCUACCAAGGAUGGUUGGCUGGCUACCAGAGUAGCUUUGACACCCAAAAGAGUCGUCUCACUGCCAACAACUUUGCUCUUGCUUACUCCACCGGGGACUUUGUUCUCCACACGAAUGUCAACGACGGCCAGGAAUUCGGUGGGUCAGUGUACCAGAAGGUGAAUGACAAACUCGAUGCCGCUGUGCAGCUAUCCUGGAGCUCUGGGUCGAAUGCCACGAAAUUCGGCAUUGGCGCCAAGUAUAAUUUGGACAAGGAUGCCGCCGUGAGGGCGAAAGUGAACAACUCCAGCCAGAUUGGUUUGGGCUAUCAGCAAAAGUUGCGCGAUGGCAUCACCCUCACGCUUUCCACAUUGAUUGAUGGCAAGAAUUUCAAUGCUGGCGGCCACAAAGUUGGUCUUGCCCUCGAAUUGGAGGCCUAAGAUGCGCCUCUUCUUGCGUUAAAAUUCGUAUUUGAUUGUGAAGAACAUCCUCAUUGUGUGUGGAGUAAGCGGCAUAAAAACAAGAAGAAGAGAGAAAUGUCAUGAAAAAAAACAGAGAAAAGGAAAUAAAGAAAAAACAUGAAAAGGUUUAGAGGAGUAAAUUAAAGUUUCAGCUUUCAAAUUAAAAAAAAAAUAUGCAAAAGAACUAUGCCGUGAAAUUUUAGUUUAUAAAGAUAAAAUGAAUCGAGAGGAUUAAAACGCAAAUAAAAUCGUAGAAUAAAGAUUAAAAACAAGAAAAAAAUCAUAAUUUCACCGCCAAAUUUUGCACAGCUGGACAAUUUGCAAGAAGGGUUAAUUUUAAUGGGAAGGACUUUUGAUUUUUUUUUAAAUAUUAAAAUAAUUUUUCAAACACUUUUCUCUCACGAGAUUUUCAUGAAAAAGAUGCGAAAGUAUUUUUUUAGAGGUUUAAUCUCGUGUUGCAGCUUCAUUUUUCUUCCUUCAACAGUAAAUAUAUUGCAAAAGAUCGUUAUUCGCUGAAGGGGUUUUCAAAGUGGUGGAUUUCAAAGGCGUUCCCAGAUUAUAAUCAAUAUUAAGACAAAGAGAAUUAAAAAGAAAAAAAAAAGUGAAAAUUAUUAGACGUUGCAAAAUAAUUCAUGAAAAGAGUUUAAAAAAAUAUAAAUUUGAAAAUCAAUAUGGAAAUUUAGAUGGAAUGAGAAAUAAAGAUGAUAAACAUUUA